Fomitopsis serialis is the source of this 1450-nucleotide messenger RNA. RefSeq lists its product as uncharacterized. The annotation marks the transcript as partial. The transcript has 2 exons. The record is from RefSeq and is a predicted model, not a curated record. NCBI's taxonomy places the organism in Eukaryota, Fungi, Basidiomycota, Agaricomycetes, Polyporales, Fomitopsidaceae.
AUGUCUCGGAACAAAACCUACGAAAACAUCCGCAGGAUGUUCCCCGAUUACCUGAAUGCAUGCGUCGCUUUUCUGAGUAUGCCGCGCUCGGAUCAGGAAACCGAAGAUCUCGAUGCGUUCCUCAGUAUGUGCUCCUGCCCACGCGCUGAGGACGAGAAUACGAUGGAGUCGCUGGGAUGGCUGCACACAUUCGAGGCCGCUCGUCAGUUCACCCUCCGAGACUUGACUGAAGCGCUCAUUCGUCACCUCAGCGGUGUACUAAACGAUGCUUUUGUAUCACGGACCGUUGGCGGUACUGUCGCAAUGCAUGGCCUCACAACGCAUCGCAAAAAACGUGCUGGAAGACCUCUUUGGCCCACGGACACUAGCCAACUUCUCCCCUUUGGCCUCGAGCAAUCGAUGAAAGGAUACGCCACGUCCUUCCGCUUGUGCCGUCAAGAUAGGUACGAGGAGACCCUUCUGCUCGUCAACAAACUCCUUGCCAUCUGUGGUCGAACUAUUACCCCGCAUCUCCUUCAGUUCCAGCCUGAAUGGCCAUGGCUCAUUACCAACCUCGCGAUCCGUCUCUGCGCAGAGCGCGAUGAAACACUCGGCCAGCCUGUCGAGCUUGACGUCCAGGUGAACUGGAUGUACACUCUCUUACAUAUAUCGGAGCUCUGUCGAAACAUCACGCACGCCGAGCAAGCCGAUCCAUCAGAUAUAUCACUCUUUGUCCGCAUUGCCGUACGGCACGAAGGCUCGGACGUGCAUUGUCACGGUGGCCUUCUCAUCGUCUGCGAUUUGAUCCUCAGAUACCUACCGCUCUUCCGCGAGGGUACUAAUACAAUCAUAUUCUCCGACCUCUUCAUCAACAAAGUUUCCGACUUGUUUGCCCGCCUCGGGACAGCGUUCUAUUUUCACAAGCGCCCAGACGACGCAACAGUCUACCACGAAUCGAUCCUCCUCCAGUACGCGGCGACGCUUGCCUGCUUGGAUGAUCCCCUGCAGCGCGCCUUCGAGGCCUUCGCCUGGGCGUCGACGGUGCGGCACUGCUGUGCACCAGAGUGCUACGAGACGUUUGUCACCGCUGGCAGGACGUUCGCCCGCUGUGCAGGCUGCGGCGUCCUGCGAUACUGCUCCCGCCCGUGCCAGAAGCGCGCCUGGAAGCACGCGACGCUCCCACACAAGGCGGUCUGCACGAAGCUGCGCGUGCUGAGAGAGCGGGCACGCCUCCCACGGGAUCAGGAGCUAGAUCCCCGCCGCGAUCGCCAGCCAUUCGUCGAGGCGUGCAAGGCGGACGAGGGUCUCGUGGCACUGGCGGAGGACUGCGGGAUGCAUAUGUACGAGAUGCUCACCACGCGAAGGGGUGACAACAGCAAGCUUUUUGUACCAGAGGCGUAUCGGGCGUUCUGGAAGCCCGCUUGUGAUUGAUGCUGUCUCUGAUGCUCAGGCUGCGUGUAUCUACGAAGUA